AAUAGACAAACCUCGUACAAUCUUCUUUUUAGCUGCCUGGGGCACCGUUGUUGAUCGAUCGAAACUCCGAGAACUUGUUCAUUCGACAAGAGUAGACUCCAGAGCUCGUACACGAUGUUCCGCACCGCUUCCCUGUGUGCUCUCCUGAUCUGCGGACUGAUGUUCGCAUCAGCUACCAAGGUCAAUGACAUUGCUGUAGAGGAAUGGACCGAGGAACGAGUGGAAGCCAUGAUGAACGCUAAGGCUGCCGCUGUUGACAAAACCAUGACCUACGAAGAGGUGAGAGAGGAGGUGGACUACAUGAGCCACCUUUACAGCAAAUAUGUCAGGGAUAACAACUGCGGUGCUAUUAUCAACCUGUAUGAUCCGGCCGUCAUGCUUAUCGACCACGAUGCUCCCAUCGUAAAUGGAAUAGAAGCUAUCCAGUUUGUGCUGGCUGCGCUGGAGGGAGUUGGCUCCAUGAACAUGACCACUCUCUCUGUCGCACCCCUGGGUAAGGACGCUAGGUUCGUCUUCCAGCACGUCUUGUCCAAGGGUUUUGACCGCGAAGGAAACUUCAUGCAUGAGGGGCAUUUUUUCAUGAUUUGGAAGAGGCACGCCACUGGCCUGAGGAUCCACAUGGAGAUCUACGAUAUGGCAGCUAUGACUCUGUCCGACAAACAUUAUUGAAACUGACGAACACCGCCCCGGCGAACGACAUCAUCAUACGAAAAAACAAAAUCCACGUAAAAAAAUGUCUUAUCAUCUUCAGCAUUGAAGAUAUAGCUCCUCCAACGACACAGAUAAAAAAAUGUUAAUGUUUGAAUUCGUGUUAUUAACAUUUUCUUAACAAGUUCUAUUCGAUUUUGCUUCGAAAAAAUAGAUCACAAUUUGGUAAACGUAGACAUUUUACCUGUUUUAAAAGCGAAUUGUUUUAGUAUGAACAUCUGAGAUUUAUAAUGUUGUCUGUGUGUUACAAAACAAGCCAUACCAGCAUCUCUAAACAUUUGAAAUCAGAUAUAAAUAAAUAUUGAAUUACUGCAAUGAA
Molecule: messenger RNA, 1027 nt
Organism: Patiria miniata (bat star)
Lineage: Eukaryota; Metazoa; Echinodermata; Asteroidea; Valvatida; Asterinidae
Exons: 5
Coding region: 115-669 (184 amino acids)
Source: RefSeq, a predicted model, not a curated record